AUGGAUGACCCCGACGAGCCAUUCAGUUAUCACCAUGACGUGAUAGAGGCUUCGAAGCGCAUGACACGAGGCAGUGAUGAGCUCGACUGGUACAACGCGACUACUGCAUUUUCUGAAGACAAGUACAAAGGCAAGCGCCCAGCCGAUUUGAGAAAAACCAGAGCCGGUACUUUGACAGUGAAUCUUUUUCAACGGUUUCAUACGGCAAUCGUGUGCGGUACAAAGGCUACUCGUCUCCAAGACGGCAAAAGCUGCGCCGUAUAUUCCGAGCCCGGUGCCCUUCUCUCCUUUUUCAUUGGAGGGGGAAUGGAGAUUCCUCAUUUCGGUCUACAUCUUCGCCUACAAGUGCAAAACUCCAAAACACUGUACCGUGAUUUCACUAUGGUAUGGACUGCCUGGGACGACGAUGACUUUGACUCCGAAAGAACCCCCACCUUCACCCCGUCUGAUACGGAGAGGUUCACUUUUUCGGCAUCAUUGACAGAUGUGAAUCUCAAGAAGGUUAAGCUUGAUGAAAACUCAGCAAAAGCAUGCAAUGGAAAGGAUGGCGCGGAAGCUUUCGAAAUUCAAUGGACAUCUCACACUAUUCCGCAAAUGGUCUCGGGUUUCGAGAUACCGGACGCCCAACUGGAACAGUUGUUCCGACCUGAACAAAUCCAAACAUUUCAGCGAUUUCGGAAUAUGCGCGCAAAGAACAUCUCUAUCCGUGUCGUGACUCGGAUUCAACGUGAUGAGAUUCUACACAACUGGUGUGGUAUGGCUGCUAUGCCUCGGCCGACAUUGCCCCCGUACCCUUUUUACGCAUGUCGCUAUGUUAAGCAGGCAAAAAUGUUUACGAUGAUGAAGGCGAUCCCCCCAGUUACGGACCCCAUAAUCAAACAUCAUCAUCGACGUCGAAAAUUCGGAUGGCCAAGUAUGACAGACAGUGGGUUUCAAGAGACCCCUGAGCUACUCACUCACACCAAUGCUCCGUUUACCGUGUUCCUUAAUGAGAGAGAAUACGAGGCAAUCCGGAUGAUUGGGUUACUCCGAGAAGCAGAUGCCCAAAAAGAGACGGCUAUCACGCAGUUCAACAAUUUCUACGAAUUCGAGCUUUUCCGAGCGUCUGAUGUUCAUAACGUCAAAGGCAAGGGACUCGAUGAAUACUUCUACGGAGUCAUCGACGCGAAGUUUAUACUUCGAGAUCGAGAAGACGCCCAGGAGAUGUUAGAACAAGCGAUGCCCCUCCCGCAACCUGGAACGCCUGUGACCAUUUCCCCCCAGCGGCAAAAAGGCAGCGAAGAGCCUCGCAAAGUUAACAAGAACAGGCUUUGGCAGGGCGUGGUUGUCUCUUCGCAAGGAAUAUCUUCUAUUGUCAAUCGCCAGUCUUCUUAUCACGCAGUUUGUGUGCGGCUGAAAAGACCAGCGAUCCAAGAGUCGAUAGGGAUGAGACUGAAUUUAGCAGGGUUUGCAACCUUUGGCUCGCCCAAUCCAGCAAUUGUACAAGCACGCCGGGCAAUCAGAUAUGCGAUGUGGGGAAACGACCACUUUGCUGUUGCUAGGGACAAUAAAGUGAAACGUCUGCUGUUGGCCCACGACAAUGCAAACAUCGAGUUCCAUCGGCAUGGAGACCUGGUCGAUCAAAAGACAGGUCAAUUCAUCAACAAUAUCCAGAGAACCCGGAACGAGGAGCAGAUCAAGGCAAUUCGAUCCGCAUUCUCCGAUGGAAGUCUAUGGUGGAACUUUCUUUCUCUCGUCACAGGUCCCCCCGGCACUGGCAAAACUUCUGUGUCUGUCUCAAUUGCCGCCCAUUGCCUCGAGCGAAAGUGGCCGCUCCUGAUUGUCUGCGCCUCCAACCAUGGCCUUGAUGUGAUUACGGAACGCAUCAUUCGGCUAGGGACUGACUACCGCGAGUCACACGAGAUGCAAAUGCAAAUGCCGCGAGAAUCGUCCUCAUAUGCAGGCGAUGAAGACGAGAAUGAGGAUGAGAAUGAAGAUGAGGACGAUUAUUACCGAAGGGAACCGUCUCUAAUGUUCAGAAAGGUCGACAGAGAUCUCCGAGAACGUGGCGUUGAUCCGGAACUCCGGCAAGUUGUUAUUUCCUCAAUGGAGGGGAUCACAGAUCCAAGCCAUCGGUUUUCCCUGGGAGCGCAUAUCACCAACUCAUUGGAAAGGAUUAUGGCAAGGGGGCAACCAAAGCAGAUCACGAGAGACAAAGCCGCUAGUGACAUUUCUGUCAAGGAAAGAGAUUGCCUGUGGGACUUUAUAACCUUCCAAGAACUUCUCAGGAGGCAGGGCGACUUAUUUUUAGAGUCAACAGCCCUUGUUCUGGCAUCAGGAUCAACUUAUGCGGAUGAAUCCCCCCCUCGGACAAGCCACGCAAAACUUGUCAGAGAGCAGAAGAGGCUCUGGCUGAACCUGCAAGAGCUCUACCUGAAAAACGCAAAGAUAGUUUUGUGUACUGCAUCAACCGCUGGUCGAAAGGCGCUCCGAGGCUUUCGGCCCUCAUAUCUGAUUGUCGAAGAAGCAUCUCAGAUGGUCGAGUCACAAGCACUAAAUGGGAUCAUGCGCAAUCUGAAUGGGUUGAAAAAAGUGAUCCUCAGUGGGGAUACCGCACAGCUUCCACCGACUGUGAUAUCGAGAGGAUCAAAUGAGUGUUUCAACACGGAACAGGUCUCGCUGUUUGAGCGAAUGAUUCAAACCGGUCAUCCUCACACGCAGCUACGCACGCAGUACCGGAUGGCUCCUGACAUUUGCAAGCAUGUGAGCGAAAGCUUUUACGAUUCGAAACUAACGACUCAUCAAUCGUGCUUCAAUAGACCGAAGGCAAAGGACUUCUCUACUAAGAUGGCCGGCUGGUAUGACUGUAGGCGCGGAACUUCCUAUUUCGUGUCUGUUGACAAAUCAUCACUUUGGCGCCGCAAAGGCUCGACAUCUGUCCUCAAUCCAGAAUAUGUCGACUUCAUUUGCGGAUUGGUCAGUCAGAUGAUUAGGGGCGGAAUUCCGCAGGACGAGAUCCUGAUACUUUCAUUCUACGACGAAGAACGCCGUGCUCUAUCUUCUUUGCUCCAUGACAAUUUGCAGCUGAGAGCAAUCGAAGUCAAAAGCGUCGAUGCCUCCCAGGGGAGUGAAAGUCCCUUUGUCAUCCUCUCAACAACUCGACCAGGGGGCCAAACGGGCAUAGGAUUUGUGAGAGACCGCAAUCGACAGUGCGUUGCGCUCAGCCGAGCUCAAGAUGGUCUUGUGAUUGUGGGGCACGAGAAUAUGGCUAAAGGGCACGAGGGUCACGGUUACGACAGCUGGAGAAAGGUGAUCCGAGAUCAUGAUACGGCGGGCCGAUUAAUUCGGCGGGUGGGCAAUCGGACAAAAGUGGUCGGGAAACUUGCGAUCUCGGAGAAAGACUGGGAGCAACUUCAUUGA
Molecule: messenger RNA, 3399 nt
Organism: Penicillium expansum
Lineage: Eukaryota; Fungi; Ascomycota; Eurotiomycetes; Eurotiales; Aspergillaceae
Product: DEAD/DEAH box helicase family protein
Exons: 2
Coding region: 1-3399 (1132 amino acids)
Molecular function (GO): helicase activity
Source: RefSeq, a predicted model, not a curated record